Messenger RNA from Pestalotiopsis fici W106-1, 576 nucleotides. RefSeq names its product Proteasome component PUP3. The coding region runs from base 1 to 576 and encodes 191 amino acids. The record is from RefSeq and is a predicted model, not a curated record. The transcript has 2 exons. Gene Ontology annotation, cellular component: proteasome core complex; proteasome core complex, beta-subunit complex. Gene Ontology annotation, biological process: proteasome-mediated ubiquitin-dependent protein catabolic process. NCBI's taxonomy places the organism in Eukaryota, Fungi, Ascomycota, Sordariomycetes, Amphisphaeriales, Sporocadaceae.
AUGGUUGGCAAGGACUGCGUGGCCAUUGCCUGCGACCUGCGCCUGGGUCUGCAAGCCCUGACCGUGUCCAACAACUUCCCCAAGAUCUUCCAGUACGGCGACGUAUUCCUCGGCCUCACGGGCCUGGCGACCGAUGUGUCAACCGUCUCGGACCUGUUCCGCUACAAGGUCAACAUGUACCGCCUGCGCGAGGAGCGCAACAUUGCGCCGACCACCUUUGCCAACCUCGUCUCCUCGAGUCUCUACGAGCGCCGCUUCGGUCCCUACUUUGUCUCCCCCGUCGUCGCUGGUCUCGAGCCCAAGACGGGCAAGCCCUUCAUUUGUGGCUUCGACUCCAUUGGCUGCAUCGACUUUGCCAAGGACUUUAUCGUGAGCGGCACCGCUACUGACCAGCUCUUUGGUAUGUGCGAGGGUCUCUGGGAGCCUAACCUGGAACCUGAGGAUCUGUUUGAAACCAUCUCGCAAGCUUUACUCAACGCCGUCGACAGAGAUGCACUUUCAGGCUGGGGAGCACACGUUUACAUUAUUGAGAAGGACAAGGUCACCAAGAGAUUACUAAAGGGUCGUCAAGAUUAA